Messenger RNA from Hydatigera taeniaeformis, 354 nucleotides. Lineage: Eukaryota; Metazoa; Platyhelminthes; Cestoda; Cyclophyllidea; Taeniidae. The record is from the annotation of a GenBank genome assembly.
AUGCACUUCAGUCCAAGCGACGCCAGUGUUGACUGUGUUCGUCGCUGUGUACAAGGUCACUGUGUCACACAUUUAGAAAUCAGUUUUGACUGUUUUCGUUUCCUGCCUACUCGGUCUAAGUUGCAUCAACGUCUGGAUGACCUCUAUCGCCGAUUACGAAAACUUCCACGUUGCUCCUCAGAGCCUAAUCUUCGCAAAUACUGGGGCCGCUGUGGUGUAGGGGAGGACUGCACCGGCCAACUGCCUCCACCACCGCAACCACUCCCGUUCCCACCUCCAUUACCGCCCCCGCCGCCUCCUCCUCCUACCUCUUCUCCCCUCAGCGGAGAUGAUAUGAGUCCCGUGGCUUCAUGA